AUGCUCCACUACCGCACACAAGGGUUCAACGGUUGCGCCGUCAAGUACUCCCCUUUCUUCGACAACAGGCUCGCAGUUGCAAGCUCAUCGAACUUUGGUCUUGUGGGAAAUGGCCGUCUUCACAUCCUUGAGCUGACUGCGAACGGAAUUCAGCCUUUAAAAUUUUUCACCACACAAGAUUCACUCUAUGACCUUGCAUGGUCCGAACUCCACGAAAACCAAGUCCUCGCCGCCUCGGGCGACGGCAGCAUAAAGCUCUUCGACUGCACGGCAAACGACUUCCCGAUCCAAAACUGGAAAGAGCAUGCGCGCGAGGUAUUCAGUGUCAACUGGAAUCCAGUAGCGAAGGAUCGUUUCUGCUCAAGUAGUUGGGAUGGCACAGUCCGCAUCUGGUCGCCUCAUCGCCCGCAAUCCCUCCUCACUCUCCCAACCCACAGCUGCACCUACUCCGCCUCAUUCUGUCCGCAUAACCCAGACCUCAUUUCAUGCGUGACUUCAGACUCAUAUGUGCGCGUGUUCGAUCUCCGCACUCCCGCCUCCGCCUCAAACCACCUCGUCACUCAGAUCCCCAUUCAUGCGGCUCCUGCUGCGCCCGCUAUCCCCGGUCAACCUGGCGGUCCUGCCCCACCGGCUGAGGCGCUCACGCAUGAUUGGAAUAAGUACCGCCCUACUGUUCUUGCUACAGCGGGUGUUGAUCGCGCUAUCCGUACAUUUGAUAUCCGUGCGCCGCAACAAGGGCCGCUGUGUACUAUGCUUGGGCAUGAAUACGCCGUUCGAAAAGUGGCGUGGUCCCCACACCUAUCUAAUGUUCUUUUGAGUGCCAGUUAUGAUAUGACAUGCCGCGUGUGGAAUGAUCGCUCUGAUACAAACCCUGCGGGGGAUAUGGAUAUGAUGCGUGGUGGUCCCGCUGGGCCUGUGGUUGGCGCAGAGCUGGGGCGCAUGGGCAGGCACACCGAGUUCGUGACUGGAGUAGACUGGUGCUUGUUUGGAAACGAAGGCUGGUGUGCUAGCGUUGGUUGGGAUGAGAGCUUAUAUGUUUGGGAUGUACGAGCGGCGAUGGCAUAG
Molecule: messenger RNA, 1065 nt
Organism: Penicillium brevicompactum
Lineage: Eukaryota; Fungi; Ascomycota; Eurotiomycetes; Eurotiales; Aspergillaceae
Gene: pex7
Product: putative peroxisome biosynthesis protein (Peroxine-7)
Exons: 2
Coding region: 1-1065 (354 amino acids)
Biological process (GO): protein import into peroxisome matrix
Cellular component (GO): cytosol; peroxisomal matrix
Molecular function (GO): protein binding
Source: RefSeq, a predicted model, not a curated record